This is a messenger RNA of Erinaceus europaeus (western European hedgehog), 1581 nucleotides long. RefSeq names its product Rho family GTPase 1 (gene RND1). The coding region runs from base 109 to 807 and encodes 232 amino acids. Gene Ontology annotation, molecular function: GTPase activity; GTP binding. Lineage: Eukaryota; Metazoa; Chordata; Mammalia; Eulipotyphla; Erinaceidae. The record is from RefSeq and is a predicted model, not a curated record. Gene Ontology annotation, biological process: small GTPase-mediated signal transduction. The transcript is spliced from 5 exons.
UUGGUGCGAGGCAGGGGUUCUGCUCAGGUGUGGCGCACAGACGCUGCGGCUGGCACUUUACCUUCACUUGCGGGAAUCCGAGUUCAAGUCCCCACGGAGGCUGCAGUCAUGAAGGAGAGACGGGCUCCCCAGCCAGUCGUGGCCAGAUGUAAACUCGUCCUGGUGGGGGAUGUGCAGUGUGGCAAGACCGCGAUGUUACAGGUGUUAGCGAAGGACUGCUACCCAGAGACUUAUGUGCCCACCGUGUUUGAGAAUUACACAGCCUGCUUGGAGACAGAGGACCAGCGAGUAGAGCUCAGUCUCUGGGACACCUCAGGGUCCCCCUACUAUGACAAUGUUCGCCCGCUCUGCUACAGUGACUCAGAUGCAGUGUUACUAUGCUUCGACAUCAGCCGUCCAGAGACAGUGGACAGUGCCCUCAAGAAGUGGAGGACGGAAAUCCUAGACUAUUGUCCAAGCACACGUGUUUUGCUUAUCGGCUGCAAGACAGACCUUCGGACAGACCUGAGCACUCUGAUGGAGCUAUCCCACCAGAAGCAGGCGCCCGUCUCCUACGAGCAGGGCUGUGCAGUCGCCAAGCAGCUGGGUGCAGAAAUCUACCUGGAAGGCUCGGCUUUCACCUCAGAAAAGAGUAUCCACAGCAUCUUCCGGACAGCAUCCAUGGUGUGUCUGAACAAGCCCAGCCCAGUGGCCUCAAAGAGCCCCACCCUCAGCCUCUCCAAGCGACUGCUUCACCUCCCCAGUCGGUCGGAACUCAUCUCUUCCACCUUCAAGAAAGAAAAAGCCAAAAGCUGUUCUAUUAUGUGAAGCGGGGGUUGGAGAGGGGAGACAACCUCCCACCUCCUCCCAUGGGGAGCAGAGGCACGGGGAUCGGGAGGAUGAGACACUUUAGGACACUGGACACGAGUUUUUUCAGACGGCCACGGUGAGGGCUUGGAAGGAGACAGGAACGGGCCAAGGACAGAGCCAGGCCCAUCUUGAGGACCUGACAUUAAGAAAGAACCAUCACACCCCAAGCCAGGCACUAGACUGGAGGGUAGAAGGACAGCUGUGGGGCUGGGGGCCCUGUAGGAGCCUCACCUUCAGCAUCAUGCCUAUCCCACACAGCAUUUCCAUGCAGGCCGGGGAGAGGACAGGUCCUGGACCCCUUCCCAUCUGCUCUGAGAAGGCCGCAGAGGAGUGGAGAGUGGGGAAGCCGAGAGGCAGCUCCCUUGGAAGCUGAGCCCAGGUGCUUCAUAACUGAGACAGCAGGGCAGGAGCUGGUCAGAGCCGCUGAGAGGGAAAGCUCAUCUCUGCAUAGCCUAUGCCUCCCAGAGAGGUGACAUCACACAUUCACAUGCUUCUCGCCUAAGUCCCCAGGGUCCCAGGGAGAAGCCCCAGACCCCUUUCUCUUGCAGUGUGGGGGUGAUGGUGCUGCAGGAGGCAGGGCUGGGUGGGGGUCACCAGACUUUUUCAGCCCUUAGGGCGGUCCAGCUGGCAUUUGUUUUAUAGACUCUUGUCUUUGGAAUGGGGGGGAGAAUAUUCAACCUGUUAUAUGUUCUGUGUUUAAAGAAGAAAAUCUAUUUAUUACUGAAAAAAAUA